This is a messenger RNA of Paramuricea clavata, 351 nucleotides long. Lineage: Eukaryota; Metazoa; Cnidaria; Anthozoa; Malacalcyonacea; Plexauridae. The record is from the annotation of a GenBank genome assembly.
GUUUCUAGCGGUGAGGACAAGGUUCCUGGCGGAGAGGACAAGGUUCCUGGCGGUGAGGACAAGGUUCCUGGCGGCGAGGACAAGGUUCCUGGCGGUGAGGACAAGGUUCCUGGCGGUGAGGACAAGGUUCCUGGCGGUGAGGGCAAGGUUCCUGGCGGUGAGGACAAGGUUCCUGGCGGUGAGGACAAGGUUCCUGGCGGUGAGGACAAGGUUCCUGGCGGUGAGGACAAGGUUCCUGGCGGUGAGAGGAAGGUUCCUGGCGGUGAGAGCAAGGUUCCUGGCGGUGAGGACAAGGUUCCUGGCGCUGAGGACAAGGUUCCUGCCGCUGAGGACACGCACUCAAACUUGUAA